Messenger RNA from Penicillium pulvis, 1275 nucleotides. Its product is annotated as NAD(P)/FAD-dependent oxidoreductase. Lineage: Eukaryota; Fungi; Ascomycota; Eurotiomycetes; Eurotiales; Aspergillaceae. The transcript is spliced from 3 exons. The coding region runs from base 1 to 1275 and encodes 424 amino acids. The record is from RefSeq and is a predicted model, not a curated record. Gene Ontology annotation, molecular function: sarcosine oxidase activity; saccharopine oxidase activity; flavin adenine dinucleotide binding.
AUGAUUCCCUCCCAGCUCUCUGAACCGAUCAUCAUUGUCGGAGGUGGAACCUUUGGCACAACCACAGCCUACCACUUGGCCAAGAAAGGAUACAAGGAUGUUAUUGUCCUUGAUCGGUUCCCUGUGCCGUCAGCAGAAGCAGCUGGUAAUGACAUAAAUAAGGUUGUUCGCACAGAGUAUCCCGAGUAUCUGUACACCAGGCUAGCAUCAGAUUCACGAGACAUAUGGUGCGAUCCAAAUGGCUUGUUUGCUGGACUUUACAACCCCAGUGGUUGGAUCAUUGGGACCAGUGAUCGUUCCCAAGCCUUUGUCGAUGAAUCAAUCAAGAGCGCAAAUGCCAACGGAGUUGAGCCACCACGACUGGUUUCGACCCAAGAGAUUCACCAGCAAUGGCCCGCAAUGAAUGGUGACUUUCAAGGAUGGAAAUCAUAUUGGAGUCCGAAUGCAGCCUGGGUGAAUGCAAGGGAAGCCAUUGUCAGAAUGGCUAAAGAGGCGAUGGCAGCUGGAGUGAAGUAUAUUUCGGGUAGCUCGGGGCACGCGACGCAGCUUCUGUACGAUGAGCAUCAGACAUGUAUCGGGGUGAAAUGUGCUGAUGGCAAGGCAUACUUUGGUGGCAAGAUCUUGCUUGCAGCAGGAGCGGCAGCAGGAAGUCUCUUAGAUCUGCAAGGACAGAUCGUGGCUCACGGUCAUACUGUGGGCCAUAUUCAGUUGACUCCUGACGAGGUUGAGAAAUAUAAAAGCAUGCCUAUCCUGGACCAUUUGGAAGGAGGAAUUCUUUUCCCACCUCAAGAAGACGGCAUCAUGAAGAUUGGUGCGAUUCAUUUCGUCACCAACUAUGCCAAGUCUUUCAACGGAUCUUCUCUUCCACGUUACCGCUCCGACAAUCCUCAGGAUGGCAUACCUGCUGAAAUCGAAGCUCGUCUUCGUAAAUGGAUGGCAGGUUGUGUACCUGAGCUGGCCUCCCGAGAAUGGAUUGAAACUCGGAUUUGCUGGGAUGGUGACAUGCCAGAUUACAAUUUCCUGAUCACACCACAUCCCACCCACAAAAACCUAAAGAUUGCCAUUGGAGGGUCCGCACAUGGAUUCAAAUUCCUCCCGGUGCUAGGGAAGUACAUUGUUGAAAUGAUGGAAGACACACUGAGCCCUGAAAUUGCUCAAAAGUGGAAAUGGAGACCAGGUGUUAAGCUUGGAGACUAUUCAACGAAUCCUCACCAGGAAGUGGCUAGGGAUCUGAAUUAUUUACCCGGCUGGGGUGGCCCAACCAGCUUACUGUAG